AUGAGCAACUUAAGUGACAGCGAUUCCGAAGGGUAUUCUAUAAAUUUAGAAUUAAAUCCAAAAAUAUAGUAAUACAGAGGUAUAAUGAUUUGUAACUAACCUUAAAGAUGGCAGUAUUCUAUAGAAUAGGUAGGAAACAAUCCUUUCAUUAGAAAUGAUCUCAAUUAAGAAGAAAAUCCAUUAUUUAUUAAGCAAGAGAAAAACCUUAUAAAAAAAUUCAAAUAAAUAAGAGUAAAUAAUAAAUAUAAAUUAAGAUCUCAUUCAACGACGCUGAGUGAAAGGGACGAUUCAACGCAACCUUCUGGUCCACAUACCAUAUAGAGAAAUGAAUCUUUUGUGCACUAAAGGAAUUAAAAUUAAGAAUUCAAUUCUAUAUAAAACUAAAAAAGUGAAAAAGUUAGCAGUAGAAUUUAUGAGAAUAUAUAAGAAGAUAUAUAGCUAAAACCUAAAAAUUAUAUUUCUGCUAUUAGUUAUAGAUGCAAUAGCGAAAGUAGAGCAGCUAACUUAAAAGAAAAGUUCGAUAAUUAUAAUAGAGCAAUAGCAUAAAGAAAUAAGUCACAAAUUAAAAAAGACCUAGUAUUACCAAAGAUAUUUGACAAUAAAAUCAAAAAUUUCUUAGAGGAGCAUGGACAUCAUGAGUCUAUAAAUAAAAACAACUUCAGUAAUAAAUACUAUCCAGAUAAUAUAUUCAAAAAUAAUUCUAAAAAUAUUUAGAAAAUAAUGAAUUAGUAAUAAGUAAUAAUGAACAAUAUGAUUUUAAAUAAAUUAAAAGAUAAUGACUAAGACUAAUCAUAAUUAGCUAAAGAAAUAGAGAGCUUUGAAAUGCUAAGUUAAUUGAAUUAGACAGAAAUAUGUAAUCUUAAGAGUUAUUCUCCAGCUAAAAAGAAAAAAUAUAGAGUAAAAAAAAUUCCAGAAAAGCUUCAAAGAGAGCUAAGUCCUUAAGAGAGAGCUAAAUAAGACAUUAAAAAGUUACUGAAUAACAAAUCAAAUCUAACCAAUCUUUACUAUGAAUUUAUGAAUUCUCUAAAAUUUGUUAAAUGA
Messenger RNA from Tetrahymena thermophila SB210, 1041 nucleotides. RefSeq lists its product as hypothetical. Lineage: Eukaryota; Ciliophora; Oligohymenophorea; Hymenostomatida; Tetrahymenidae. The transcript is spliced from 3 exons. The record is from RefSeq and is a predicted model, not a curated record.